UAAGAAGAAUGGAUCCUCCGAAUCUCCUCCUCUUGCUUCUUCUCACCUUUGCUUCCACCAUUAACGCCCAACUCCUGGCAAACUACUGUGGUUCGACCGGCAACUUUACGGCUGACAGCGCCUACCAAACCACCCUCACCAACCUCCUCACCUCCAUCUCCACCAACUCCUCGUUGCUCAACUACGGCUUCUUCAAUGCCUCCUCCGCCGUCUCCGGCACCUCCCAAACCCUCUAGGUCAUCGGCUCCUGCCGUGGUGACCUCGCUGCCGAGAGCUGCCGCACCUGCCUCGAAACCUCGGCCUCCGACAUACGCCGCCUCUGCCCCCUCCAGAAGGAAGCGGUCCUCUACAGCGAGUUCUGCAACGUUAGAUACUCUGACGCCUCGAUCUUCAGCACAGCUACGAUUGAACCCAACUACAUUUUGGUCAACGUGAACAACGCCGCAAGCGAGGUCACGUACACGCUGGGGGAAGAGAUGAAAGGUCUGCAGGGCGAGGCAGCCGGCAGUGGCUCACUGAGGAAGUUUGCUACGAGGAGCAUGCCUGUGGGGCCUGACACGGUUUACGCAAUGGCGCAGUGCACACCAGAUUUGACAAAGGAGCAAUGCAUUGAGUGCCAAACGAAAAUCAUCGAGAGCGUCAAGGGACAUUAUCUCGGGAAGGCAGGAAUGAGGGCCCUGGCGCCGAGUUGCCAGUUCCAUUACGAGACCAAUAAUUUGUUCGUUGGCCCAAUUGCCGAGCCACUUCCGCCUCCGGCUCUGCCGCCUCCGCCUCCAAGAAAAAGCAACAAAUCUACCAUGAUAACCAUCGCCAUUACCGUUCCUAUUGGAGGUGUUAUGGUCCUUGUCGUUUCUAUUUGUUGUUUGCUUCGAAGAAAGAGAAAGAAGACACAUGAAGUCGUCAAAGGAAAAGACGGUGCAAAUGAACUUACCACUGUGGAGUCCUUGCAAUUUGACUUCGCUACAAUGCAAGCAGCGACAAAUGAUUUCUCUUGGAUUUGGUGAAGUUUUCCAGGGUAGAUUUCUGGAUGGACAGCAAAUUGCCGUGAAGAGGCUAUCUCGAAGCUCUAGACAAGGUGAUGAAGAAUUCAAAAAUGAAGUUCUAUUAGUUGCAAAGCUUCAACAUAGAAACCUUGUACGACUACUUGGAUUUUGCUUGGAGGGGGACGAAAAGCUACUCGCCUACGAGUUUGUGCCAAAUAAAAACCUUGAUUACUU
Eucalyptus grandis is the source of this 1217-nucleotide messenger RNA. Its product is annotated as cysteine-rich receptor-like protein kinase 6. The transcript has 4 exons. The coding region runs from base 477 to 1004 and encodes 175 amino acids. NCBI's taxonomy places the organism in Eukaryota, Viridiplantae, Streptophyta, Magnoliopsida, Myrtales, Myrtaceae. The record is from RefSeq and is a predicted model, not a curated record.